AUGGGUCCCGUCUCUGGCGCCGCCGACACUGCAUCUGGAAGGUGGAAGAAAUUCCCGCCCCGGAACAUCCCCUCCUGCCCGCAUACAUCGCCUGCUAUUGCCGCUCAUGAUGAAGACAAUGAAGCCAUGGUUGACUUCCUCUGGCCCGGAUGGGGCCCUCUUUGCACGAUUCUUACGGCCAUUGGCCUCCCCUUUGUCAUCAUCAGCACCGUACUUAUGUGCGUGCACCUCUUCUUGCCCUUCAUGCUCCCAUCUACUCCCUCAUCCGCUGCCGCCGAACGAAGCGUAAACGAGCAGCGCAUGUUACGGGAGGUUUUCCGUGCGGCCGUGCCGUUGUUACGGACACUCGUUGCGACCGAGCAAAGUGAGUUCUGGGCGGCCCGGAUCAGGCAAGACGAGUUGCUCAUUGCACAUCGAGUAACUCGCCGCGCCAUCCAUGACUUGACGGCUGCUCUGCAGCCAGAUGGCUGGGAAAAUGAUCGAGAAAUUGUGUCGUUGGCACUCGAUCUUGCCAACCUCCGGAUCAACCGAUGA
Ilyonectria robusta is the source of this 534-nucleotide messenger RNA. RefSeq lists its product as uncharacterized. The transcript has 3 exons. Bases 1 to 534 code for a protein of 177 amino acids. The record is from RefSeq and is a predicted model, not a curated record. NCBI's taxonomy places the organism in Eukaryota, Fungi, Ascomycota, Sordariomycetes, Hypocreales, Nectriaceae.